Messenger RNA from Serpula lacrymans var. lacrymans S7.9, 1422 nucleotides. RefSeq lists its product as uncharacterized. Gene Ontology annotation, biological process: mitochondrial respiratory chain complex I assembly. The transcript is spliced from 7 exons. The coding region runs from base 1 to 1422 and encodes 473 amino acids. Gene Ontology annotation, molecular function: protein-arginine omega-N symmetric methyltransferase activity. Gene Ontology annotation, cellular component: mitochondrion. The record is from RefSeq and is a predicted model, not a curated record. NCBI's taxonomy places the organism in Eukaryota, Fungi, Basidiomycota, Agaricomycetes, Boletales, Serpulaceae.
AUGUAUGCUCUUCAAGUUGGAACUGCUGUAUCUCGGCGAGGAUGGCUCAAAGGAUGGCCUUCGUGUUCCCGGCUUACCAGCUGCAGAGACUCCCUGGCGGGCUUGGGAGGAAACAACCACGUUAAUUCUAGGCGCCGGUACUCCGAAGUUGGCUUGGGUUCUCUGACAGAAGUAGAAAAAAUUAUGACAGACAGCGUGAAGGCUACAGGCCCAAUAUCCUUCUCAACAUACAUGCAACUAUGUCUAUCCCAUCCCACACAUGGGUAUUAUAUGCGCAAUGAGAAUGCGGUUUUUGGUGCAAGAGGUGACUUCAUCACCAGCCCAGAGAUCAGUCAGGUUUUUGGCGAGUUAACAGCAAUUUGGUUGCUGGAACGGUGGAUGAGUGAUGCUCGAGCGAAGGAGCAAAACUUCCGACUUGUGGAACUAGGUCCUGGAAGAGGAACUUUGAUGGAUGAUAUUCUGAGGGUUGUCAGCCAAUUUCCUAAUCUGCGGCAGAAGCUAAAAAGCGUGCAUCUCGUCGAGACUAGUCAGUCUAUGCGCACUCUACAAGAGCAGAAGCUCCGCCGCGUUUGUCAGAGCAACGGAUGGGAAAUUUUCUGGCAUGACUCUGCCGUUGACAUCCCUCAGGGCACAGGAGAGUACACCAUGCUCGUAGCACAUGAGUUUUUCGAUGCGCUUCCCGUGCACGUUCUCGAGAAAACGCAACAAGGGUGGCAUGAAGUUCUCAUUGACAUCGCGCAAAGCCCUGUUGACAGGUUCUCAGUGAAAACGAACCCUUCUCCUCUUCUCAUCAACCAGCCUUCUAUGACCUCACUUUCUGCUCGCUGGAAACGCGUACUCUCUCCUACUCCAACAGCCAUAUCUACACUUCUUGGCUUUGCCUCUCCGAGGUUCAACGCACUUCCUAUUGGUGCCAGAAUAGAGGUAUCUGCCGUCACGAUGAAAACUGCGCGUCAAAUCGGUGAAAUGAUCCAGGAGGGUGGGUCUGCGCUGAUCAUAGACUAUGGCAAGGAUAAUGUCUUUGGAGAUUCGCUUCGAGCUUUCAAAAAUCAUAAAAUCGUCGACAUAUUUCAUCGGCCGGGAGAGUGCGACAUCACCGCUAAUGUUGACUUUGCUUUCCUGAAAGAUACCAUGAGUGACAUUGUCACUACACAUGGUCCUAUCCCACAAUCUACGUUCCUCGCACGACUCGGUAUGCAACUUCGAAUUGAUGCACUGGUGCGAGCAGCGAAAAGCCCCGAACGGCGAGAAACCAUCGAACAAGCGGCAAAGAGGCUAAUCGAUCCUCUAGGAAUGGGGAGUCAAUACCAAUUUUUAGGCAUCACAAACAAGAUGGAGGGAGAGAAAAGUAACGAAGGAGUGUGGCCAUUUAUAGACGUCAACGAGGAGUCACAAAAUAACACAACUACAACUACUACAUGA